AUGAUAGCUCAGACUGCUUCACAUGGGAACUUAGCUCUUCACAAGAGAGAAGAAGAUUUAGGGCCUCUUAAGGGUUUGGUUAGAGAACUUGAGAAACAUCAUGUUUACCACAUUUUAUUGGUCAAAGCAAGUAACAAGGUCAGUUCAGAUUUAAAGGGCAAGAUUUGGUUCAGGCAACUGGAUUUUGGAAAUGUAUAUGUUAAUCGACCUUCACUGGCUGAGAGAUCAGUAAUAAAACUAAAAGCUUCUCAGACCACUCCAUGGAAUUUGAUUUCUGGCAUCUUAGGAGUAACGUGCCUUAUUUUGAUGGCUAUUAUGGGAAUUUUGUUGAAAAAUUUAUAUCCUAAACAAAGUAUUCAGCCAACAUUGUCACCAGAUGAAAUCACUGAAGUCCAGAAAGACUCUGACUGUUGUUCUUGUCCAAAAGGCUGGAUUGGAUACCAGUGCAACUGCUACUUCUUUUCUGGUGAAUUAAAGACUUGGGAAGAAAGUCAGAGUUUCUGUGCUUGGCAGAAUUCCAGUCUACUUUGGUUUCAAAACAGAGAUAAAUUGCAUUUUAUGAGCUCUAGUACACAUUUUUACUGGAUUGGACUCUUUUACCAUAAAGACAAAAAGGCCUGGCUGUGGAGAGAUGGCUCCCCUGUCUCCCAAGAUCUAUUGCCAUCACUUCAAAAAUUAAAUACAGAGAAAUGCAUAAUGUAUAGCUCAAGCCAAGGUAUUUUGGACGAACGCUGUGAUGAUGAAAGUCGUUUUAUAUGUAAAAAAGAGCUUAUUUAAGUGUUUCUUGGAGUGGGAGGGGUGGGCAGUGAAGAUUCAGUAGUACUAAGAAAUGACUUCACCUCAUAUUAUUGCUAAUUAUCUACUUCUGGGAUCUGUAAAAUGUUUCAAAUCAAGUCUUAUGAUACAAUUUUCAUACAUUUGAAAUCAUGUGCUUUAAAAUUGGUGAAAUUUGGGGCAGCUGAGUGGCUCAGUUAGUUAAACAGCUGC
Messenger RNA from Neogale vison (American mink), 987 nucleotides. It is a transcript of the gene KLRD1, whose product is annotated as killer cell lectin like receptor D1. The transcript is spliced from 7 exons. Lineage: Eukaryota; Metazoa; Chordata; Mammalia; Carnivora; Mustelidae. Gene Ontology annotation, biological process: stimulatory C-type lectin receptor signaling pathway; positive regulation of natural killer cell mediated cytotoxicity. The coding region runs from base 1 to 777 and encodes 258 amino acids. The record is from RefSeq and is a predicted model, not a curated record.